CAAAAUAAAGAUUUUUGGAUCAAAAAAGCACAUAUGCAAACAAUUUUUACUGAAUAUCGACAAGUUUUUCGUAGUUUUGUUUAUCAUGAUAAGAAACAAUUGACACUACCUCCAGAAGAAGUUUGGGAAUUUAACCUUGGUAAAGCAUAUAGAACGAAAAUUGGUGAUCACGAUUACAUUGCUGUGGACGUCGAUUUUUAUUCUGUCUUGGUUACCGAUGCAUUAACCAUCAACAGGUCUGAACCAGCUUUGAAUGUAAUUGGUGGAAAAUGGUCAGAUAGUUGGAUAUUGCCUGUAGAUCCUGAAUUUCUCUUGCAAAGAACUGGGUACGCAUGUAUUGAUGAAAAUUCGUUUCCUAAACAUACUGUUGAAAGCGAAAAUGUAUGGGCAUAUUAUGAUGAUACCUGUAAAGCUGAAAAACCG
Molecule: messenger RNA, 423 nt
Organism: Dentiscutata heterogama
Lineage: Eukaryota; Fungi; Glomeromycota; Glomeromycetes; Diversisporales; Gigasporaceae
Source: the annotation of a GenBank genome assembly